AAUUCAGUUCACGAAGGAUAGUAUCGUGUAGCUAGUAUCGCUUGUAAAGUUUGUUCAAAUUUAUUUCAGAAUGACUAAGAGAAUAUAUUUUAAUUACGCGUUAUGAUUGGCUUAGAGCGUCGAUCGGUCGAUGCUGAUUGCUGGAUUGCAACCAAUAGGAACGGAGCACAUUUCUUAUUGGUCCGCGGUUCAAACAAUCAGGAUGAAUUAUUUGAAGCUGCUCUUCCAUUCUAGAAUACACCUAGGGAAAUUUCAUUUUUAUAUGUUGGCAUGACUGACGAUAUCCAAAAUUUCAAACUUCGAUAUCCCAAAUUUGAAUCUUGAAUUAAAGAAUAUUAUGUGAAUAAUAAGAGGAUGAAUAUUUUGGAGAAUAAAAUUGCUUUCACAAACAAUAACACAAAAAAUACUACUUCGAAUUCUCUUUUGAUCGCAUAUGAAAAUAAAAGAGUAGAAUUGAAGAUGAUAAAAGAUACAAUAAGUAUGUAUCAGAAUAGUUUUUUGGAAAAGGAAAAAGUAUUAAAAGAGGAACAACAAAAGCUGGAGAAAUUGAAUUCUCAAGUGUCCUUAGUAGAGGAUUUAUUUUGCGAACAAGUAUGGCAAUUUUCUCACGAACAUAAUUUGUCUGGUAUCUUUAAAUAUUAUCCCUUCUUUAAUAUGGAAACUGAUUGCACAAAGCAAAUAAGGAACUAUGAUAAAGACGAUGUCGAAAAAAGUUCGGAAGUGACUGAUCUCAUAAAUAAAAUUGAUACAAUCAGAGCGGAAAUAAUUAGUUUUAAUCGUGAUGAAAAAAAUAUCAAACAAGAGGUGGAGAGUGCUUUGAUGGACUUAUGGAAAUUACAAUUAAUUGCAAAUGAUAUUACCGAAUUACUGCGGCUGAUAAAUCCUUCAGAAUCUUCAUGCGAACCUGCGACAUCAAUAUUAAUAUAUGACGAAAUAAUUCCUUAUGGUGUAAAUAAAAUCAGACGACUCAUGAGUGAUUCAGAUCGCCAAAAUUCGAUGAACAAGAAAACAUGCAACAAUCAAAAGGAGUUGUUAAAAGAUGUGAAAAAUAAAUUGUGCCUGAAAAAAGACACAAAUUUUAGGUCUACUAAAAAAGUAACAAUUCGUCGACAAGCGUCUUUUAAAAAUUAUCCUGAAUUGUCUCUUCAAAAGAGUAUCGUGCUUACUGCGAGAACACCAGCAAUGACGAAUGUAUCUAAAGAGUCCACGUGCAGCGAAAAAUUUGACAAUUUUACCCUAAAGAAACGCAGUGAGAUUUCUAUCAAAUUUGAACAACAUCGUCAACAUAUGUAAUUAAUAAUUAUAAUUACAUUAUAAAUGU
Molecule: messenger RNA, 1321 nt
Organism: Nylanderia fulva
Lineage: Eukaryota; Metazoa; Arthropoda; Insecta; Hymenoptera; Formicidae
Source: RefSeq, a predicted model, not a curated record